GAGAUAAGAAAGUAGACAAAAUAGCGGAGCCCACAGCCCCUCACUGCCUCCAGGCCCCAGGAGUUGCAGCUGCGUUGGGUGCUCUGUCUCCGAGCCGGAGCCAGCGAUGGAGAAGACCGUGGUGCUCAUUACAGGCUGCUCCUCGGGGAUCGGCCUGGGGCUGGCCGUGCGCCUGGCCUCGGACGCCUCCCGCAGGUUUAAAGUCUACGCCACCAUGCGCAACCUGGCCAAGAAGGAGCGGCUGCUGGAGUGUGUGCGGGGCUGCCACGCCAGCACCCUGGAGAUCCUGCAGCUGGAUGUCACCGACCCGCUCUCGCUCGCCGCAGCCGCGCAGCAGGUGCAGGAGCAGCGCGUCGACGUGCUGGUGUGCAAUGCCGGGGUGGGGCUGAUGGGCCCCCUGGAGACCUGCUCCUUCCAGGCCAUGAAGACCAUCUUUGACGUGAACGUGUUUGGGACCAUUGGCACCAUCCAGGCCUUUCUGCCCGGCAUGAAGCGUCGCAAGGCCGGCAAGAUCAUCAUUUCCAGCAGCGUGGGGGCGCUGCAAGGGAUCCCCUUCAACGCCGUGUACUGUGCCAGCAAGUUUGCAGUGGAAGGUCUGUGUGAGAGCCUGGCUGUGAUCCUCCAGCAGUUCAACGUGCACGUCACGCUGAUCGAGUGCGGCCCGGUCAAUACGAGCUUCCUGGCCAACCUGCAGCGGACGGACGCCGCGGGCAGCGCACUGCAAGGCCUGGACCCACAGACCCGCGCCCUGUACAGCCAGUACCUCCAGCACUGCCAGAACCUCUUCCGCGACGUGGCCCAGGACACCGAGGAGGUCCUGCAGGUGUUCCUGGAAGCCAUCUGCGCCCCCUGCCCCCCUCUGCGCUCUUUCACCACCCAGUUCUUCAUGCCGCUCACCCGGCUCAAGCUAACGAGCCCCGACGGCUCGGAGUACGUCCGCGCCAUGCACAAGUUCGUGUUCUCUGCGGGCGAGGCCCAGGGCGACCAGGCGUGAGGGGGAGCAGCACGGCUGUCCCAGAGCGAGGGGCAGGUUCAGCGUGAAGCAGCCCCUGUGUUGCCUGAGUUUGUAGGGGGGCCUGUGCUCCCCCCCGGUGGGAAUACGACCCUGCCACGGAGCUCCAAUAAAUGUGUCUGCUCCCUG
Molecule: messenger RNA, 1141 nt
Organism: Trachemys scripta elegans
Lineage: Eukaryota; Metazoa; Chordata; Testudines; Emydidae
Gene: HSD17B1
Product: hydroxysteroid 17-beta dehydrogenase 1
Exons: 6
Coding region: 107-994 (295 amino acids)
Biological process (GO): estrogen biosynthetic process
Cellular component (GO): cytoplasm
Molecular function (GO): estradiol 17-beta-dehydrogenase [NAD(P)+] activity
Source: RefSeq, a predicted model, not a curated record